This is a messenger RNA of Peniophora sp. CBMAI 1063, 2379 nucleotides long. Lineage: Eukaryota; Fungi; Basidiomycota; Agaricomycetes; Russulales; Peniophoraceae. The record is from the annotation of a GenBank genome assembly.
AUGGACCCUGGUGGCCGACCUGUUGCACAUGUCAUUAGCGACAACUUUAAACGUGGCGAGAAGAAGCAGGACAAAUCUGGGCGCUACUUCUACGAGUGCAAGACGUGUUCGGCCAUCAUCGAACAUCGCGACAACAAACUUCUCAAGCAUCUUGCACACAACUGUGCUGAUGCCACGCCUUCUCAGAAGACUGCUGCCCUACGUCAUCUUGGCUCUGCUUCGCACAAGAAGGGGAAGACUGUGUUCGGGGUUAUACCUCCGGAAUCGGGGUCUGCAGAACCAGUAGCUGGUGGAAUCGUGAACGCACAGCUACAACAGCAUCUAUCCGAUACAGGCGAGGGUGCGGUGGUCACAGUCGGUGGUCAGGGCGAGAAUGUCGUAGCUGUCCGGGCUUCGAAGAAGCGUGCUCGCGGCUCGAUGACGCUCGACGGGUGGAUUGACUACCCCCUUACAGAUGAGCAAAUUCAUGAGGCGAACCUCAGGCUGUUCCGCUUUGUUGUCUCUGCGAACAUCCCCUUCACAGCCGUCGACAACCACUACUUCAUCGAGUUCCUUGCGUUCAUCCGUCCGAUGUACGAGUCGCCCACCCGUUACGUCCUCUCGCAUAGUAUCUUUGAUACAGAGCUUGCGAACAUCUUCCUCUCGGAUCGCGAGCGUCUUCGCAACGAGAAGUUCCUCACAUUCUUGAUUGAUGGAUGGGAAGAUGCGCUCAGGCGUAGCUUGUACGGCUCUCUUGCUGCACGUGUUGGGGAGUUUCCAACUCUCCUCAGUCUCGAGGACCUUACGGGUGGUCGUGCGACUGCGUCGGGUCUGCUCGAUGUCAUGAAGAGGGCCCUUGCACAUAUGGAUCAAGAGAGUGGCGAGAACUUCAUUGCUGUCACGACUGACAAUCCGACGACGAUGCAAGCUUUUCGUCGUCUUGCAAGCAGUGAUGCUAACUAUAGCUGGCUUUUAACCUUUGCUUGCUUCCUCCACCAGACCAACAGCAUCAUUGGCGAGAUUGUCAGCUUCGCUCCGGCUAAGGCUAUCGUGUCCAAGAACACCACCAUUGUCUCGUUCUUCAAUGGCUCGCACUUCUGGGGUGGUCAACUUAUGAAGACAGCUGAAGACCUCAAGCUCGGAGCUCGACAUCUUCGCCAGAACGUGGAUACGCGAUGGUAUGCAGUCUCGCUUCAGAGUCAGAGUGUCAUCGCCCUUCGACAGGCAAUGACCACUCUGUGUGCUCGAGGUGACGCUCAAAGGUCUACGAAUGGCCUCUCUGUUGUCAAAAAGGCUGUUGUCAAUGCCGUUCUUCGCGACGAGUCGUUCUGGCCCCUGAACGAGCAGCUUCUGAGGAUCACCAAGCCGAUAGUCGAUGUUAUCGGCAAUCUCGAAGCUCGCAGCUGUACUCUUGCUGAGUGUGCGCUUGAGCUCAUCUUCUGUGCUCGUACAGUCUCCAAGAUGGUCGCAGAGCCUGGUGACGACCCUGCUCUUCUCGAACACGCACAGACAGUAUUCUCGCGCCGCUUCGCCUUCAUGAUUACGCCCAUCCACGCCCUCGCCCUUUAUCUUCACCCGAUGUGCCGUGCACUUGCCCUCAGCAAAGCGACUGGUGGGGGCUUCUCGUACGACCUCAUGCUCAAAACUGCACUCGGGAUCGUUCAGAAGUGGCGGUUCAAGAAGGGCAGAGCUGUUGCGAAGGCCCUUAUCGCGGACAUGGAGGAAUAUCAGGCCUGUCGUGGUGUUUUUGCAGGUGGCCAGACCGACGCAUAUACCUGGUGGACAAGUCGCCCACUUAUACGGUCCGAACACCCACUCAGGGUCCUCGCCGAGAUGCUCCAUUCUAUCGUGCCACAUUCGGCCGAGAUCGAGCGGCUCUUUUCGCAGCUUGGUGGUGUGCAGACACCGAAGCGAUGCAAUCUGACCGUCGAGAACUUUGAGGGACUCGGCCGUUGCCGUUCGCACUACUCUCGCCAGCUCUGGGAACAAGAUCGCAAGAACGGCAAAUCAGCUCAUCGCAAACACGCGCACAUGCACACGCGCGAGACCCCCGGCAUCAAUGACGAGCUCGUUCGUAAACUUGAUGAGCAGUUCACGCCAGUCGAGCAAGUCGUGGUAGAUGGUGGAGACGAGAAGGGUGACGAAGAAGUGGACUACGCAAUGGGCGAACUUGAGAAAGGAUUUGCGAAGCUGACCGUUCGCCUCGCCGAGGAGGGUGUUGAUAAGGUCGACAUUACGAACCGUGAUGUUCUCAAGGGCGAGAUGUUCGAUUUUUCGCUGCUCGAUGCUGUCAAGCGAGGCGAAGUGCUCAACCCAUACGAAGAAGAGGCUGAAAUUGGUGGUGCUGCUGAUAGCGACGAAGAGUGGGAUAUAGAUGAUGUUGUGCAGGGCUCUAGAUAA